UAACUUCACAACAACAGCUCUUUGUCAGUUGGAGAGCAACCAGCAACAGGAAUACAACCAACACAAAGCUACAACACAACAACUGCUCGUGCCCGUGACUGCUUACUUACCUGUGUGCGCGCGCUCUCGUUGAGUUUCUCUCCAAACAGGUUUGACCAGGAGGACACACCUGCACAGAGAAAAAGGAAGCCCCGUGCGCUCAGACGCCAUUCUGUGCUCAAUCUUUGACCUCUGAGGACGACACACGGAUAGAAAACCGACCAGGGAAACUUUUUAAUAACUUCGUUUUUUAUCAAUUUUUCAUCAUGAAGAUGUUGAUUGCUCUUGUUGUCGUCGCCUUCGCGGCGGCAGCCUCAGCCUGUUCAUGUGAUACUAUGAAGUGGGCCACCUGUGAUGGAACUCCAUGCACGUGUACCCUUCUGGUUGACUCCGGCGUCAAACAACCACUGGACUGCAAAAAAUUGAUCCCUAAGUGCUACUUGAUGAAGGCGGAGAUGUACAGAGCUAGAAAGGGGUUGAACACCCGUACCAUAGGAGGAAAACCAGUCGAGACUGCCUUUGUGGACAACGAUGGCAUCUACGACCCAGACUGUGAGAAUGACGGCAAAUUCAAGGCCAAGCAGUGCAACAACACAGAGGAGUGCUGGUGUGUCAACAGCGCCGGCGUUCGUCGUACAGACAAAGGAGACAAGAACUUGAAAUGUGACAAACUGGUGGAGACAAACUGGAUCCGUCUGCAGCUGACACACGCCCCGGUCAAAGCUGACGCUAAAGUGAAUGCUGACAACCUGAAAGUUGCCAUCGCUGAUGCCAUUAACAAACGUUAUGACAACUUCAACAAAGAACUGGUGGAGAAAGUUGAGUACGACCCUGAAGCACGCCUGAUUGUGGUGGAUGUGAAGAAGCCAAAGGGCGACAAGAGAGACCUGACCAACAUGGCCUACUACAUGGAGAAAGAUGUGAAGGUUCUGCCCCUGUUCAAGAACCAGGAUGCGUUCGAGCCCACCGUGAGUGGAACCAAGCUGCCGAUGGAGAAGAUCCUGGUCUACUACGUGGAUGAGGAGCCCCCCACCUUCACCAUGCAGCACCUGUCUGGUGGCAUCAUCGCCGUCAUCGUGGUGGUGGUGCUGGCUGUGGUCGCCGGCCUGCUGGUCCUGUUCUUCGCCAGAAAGCGACAGAAUCAGAGAUACAACAAAGCCCAGCAAAGAGAGAUGGAGGCCAUGUAAAGUCUUCAUUGCAGCAGGAGACUAUGAAGAGUCAGCUUGUACAUCAACCUUUUGGAUUACUUUUUGCAGUGGGAGUGUGCCAUUUUUACCAUGUUACUUGAGGAAUACAGAUUGUAAAGGGACAAUCAACCUUUUUAUCCAUGUUGGCACUACUGGUUCAGCCAUUUAUUUAUAAAUCGUGUAAAGUCUUAAUGCAUCGUCCAAUCUACAUGCCAUAAACAAUUGUGCUUUUUUAAAAUAUGCCUGCCACGUUUUAAAUGUUAGAACUUGUUGAAUGGUUUAAAAUUCUACGUCAUAGAUUGUACAGUUUCUUACUUACUAAUGUGUGUUUGUUUGGAUUGUUUUUAAUAAAAAAUGUCUUAAAAGAC
Centropristis striata (black sea bass) is the source of this 1594-nucleotide messenger RNA. It is a transcript of the gene epcam, whose product is annotated as epithelial cell adhesion molecule. Gene Ontology annotation, cellular component: membrane. The transcript has 9 exons. NCBI's taxonomy places the organism in Eukaryota, Metazoa, Chordata, Actinopteri, Perciformes, Serranidae. The record is from RefSeq and is a predicted model, not a curated record. The coding region runs from base 306 to 1226 and encodes 306 amino acids.